Messenger RNA from Pimephales promelas (fathead minnow), 2119 nucleotides. RefSeq names its product estrogen receptor binding site associated antigen 9 (gene ebag9). Lineage: Eukaryota; Metazoa; Chordata; Actinopteri; Cypriniformes; Leuciscidae. Gene Ontology annotation, cellular component: secretory granule. The record is from RefSeq and is a predicted model, not a curated record.
UCCACUAGACCAGUUCCCUGUUGGUGUGACGUGAGGUGGUACAAUGAAGAGACGAUGGCUGCCUGCAUCAGAGUAAUAUGGAUGAGAUUGACCGUCUUGACAGCCGCUAUUCAUGAUGGUUCUGCUCUCCUAAACUCUUUCUUUGCCGAAACACACUAAUCUCCCUGUUCGUGCCAUCUGCACAGAUCAAGUGUUGUAUUUGCAUCAGACUGCUAGCCCCGUGCUAUGAUUCUACCUAUAUCAACUCUCUUUAAUUAAACUGACGGAUAUCACUCAUAACAUGGCCAUUACACAGUUUCGACUUUUUAAAAUAUGCACCUGCUUGGCAUAUAUCCUUUCAUUCUUGAAAAGACUGAUUUGCAGGACUGGAAGGUCACGCAAACUGAGUGGAGAUCAGAUCACCCUCCCGACCACAGUUGAUUAUUCUUCACCAAAGCAGCCAGAGAUUGAGGAGUGGAGCUCAUGGGAUGAGGAAGCUCCCACGAGUAUCAAAAUCGAAGGUGGUAACGGGAUAGUUCCACCUCCACAGAAUGAAGCUGAAGACGAAGAGCCGGACUAUUUCAAAGACAUGACUCCCACUAUCAGGAAAACACAAAAAAUUGUCUUGAAGAAAAGGGAACCUCUGAAUUUCUCUAUGCCAGAAAGCUCCUCGGGUUUCUCCAGCCGACUAGCCGCCACUCAGGACAUGUCCUUCAUCCAGCCCUCUGCAGAGCUGGGGGACAUGGACACCUGGCAGGAGAACACCAAUGCCUGGGAGGAUGAGGCAGAGGCAUCAUGGGAUGCAGAAGAAGUGCUAAGGCAGCAGAAGUUGGCUGAGAGAGAGAGACGGUCCAUGGAGCAACAGAGGAAGAAAAUGGAGAAAGAGGCACAGAGAAUGAUGAAAAAAGAGCAGAAGAUCGCUGUCAAACUUUCAUAACAUUAAUACAGCGCACGGGACACUCAAAACAACAGCCAAACAACUGUUCAUAUUACAUUUGACCUUGUUUUAUCCUGCCCUCUGCACUUCUGUCUUCAACACUUUGGGAUUUUUUUUUUUUAGUCCAUCUUGGGAUAUUUUUUUUUGUUUUUUUGUGUGUGUUUGUGUCCUUUUUUUUUUUUUUUUUUUUUUUUGCAUUGGACAGAAAUCAGCACAAAAAACCUUCUCUUUCAGUUAUGACUGUUCUUACUGUGCGCUUGAUGAAAGAAAAAAAAUUGUUUUUUUCUGUCAGUAUUUAUAAUACUUGAACGAUUUUUUCCCAGAAUAAUUUUAGAUAAGGAAUUCCGUUCUUUUUGGUUUUUAUAUUUUGCUGCUUUUUUUUUUUUUUUUUUUUUUUGGUGCUUUUUUCCCCCACCUGUUUUUCUCCUUAUCAACGUCUUGUAACUGCUUUAAACACUGGACCUCACCAGAAAUUGGUGAUCUCAGUAUUUAAAAAAAAAAAAAAUCAACAAUUUUAUGCAACCUUGAGUUUCUGCUCUUCACAUUCUAUUUAGCUGGCUAUCUAAUCUUCUACCGUUCAGUUUACCUGAUUAUCGUGCUCUUAAUUGUAAAUAAUCCUUAAAGACCUUAUAUUUUGAUCUUUAUGAAGACAAAAAUGAUUUGGGUCAUCUCUGUAUAGUUAAUAAUUGUCAGUGGGAAUGGAGAACAGAGAUGUACAGUGUGUACUGAGACUCGAUGAGAGCGGAUGUGGGUUGGUCGUCAUGGAAACGCUGAAAUUUUUAAGUAUCCAAAUUGGCAACCAUACCAUCUUUUAUCUUUAGUAAGAGACUGUUACUGAGAAGACCAUUAGCUGAGAUAAACAUUCACAAAUUAACAUUUUAAGGGAUUUCACCAUGGGGACAACUUUGUGUCUUUAACUAUCAAAGAAUUUCCCAUUUCUUAAAAAUAUAUAAAUUGAUCAUGUUUUUUGACACAAUGAGGAUGAUGAUGAUGAUGAUGGUGAGCUGAAAUUAAACUCUGCAUGCUAUGAUUAUUAAGGAACGUGAAGCCAUGAGAGCCACAGGUACAGAUAAACAAUGAAAAACUGAAUAAAAUCAAUUUUUUUUUUAUCAUUUAUGGUUCCCCCUCAUGUCUUUUUAAUUUGUUUUUACAAUUUUGCAUUGUCCAGCCUUAGCUUUAAUAAACCUUUGGAUGUCUGUUCAA